GCCUUGUCCGUGUCAGAUACGAGGCAUGGGGCUUUGGGUCAUGUAUAUAAACCGAAGUCGAGCCGGUCUUCGUUCCAACGGUUUUUGUUGAGACUUUGUGUUAAGUUGAGUCGACGGGAGUCAGACAGACAAACAGUCGGUCAGACUCAGACAUAUCAUACCGAAUGAGAUCAUAUCCGAUUCUAACAUUCUUCGCGUGAACACCUCACAAUACAACAACACACUCCCACCAACUGCUUGACCUUGACCUUGAACUACGUGACACGAUAAGAGCGACACCGAUCAACCCCAAUCAACGACGUUGAUAUCUAAUCCGGGGUUUUACUUUCGAUUUCAUCUUCAUUUUUGCGGGGAAAGCGGCCUCGGCUCCGCUCGGGUAACGGCGCUUAUAUUCGGAGCGAAGCAGGGUUCCGUCAUACUUACCCUUGCUUAACCUACCUCCUCGACAGUCUACGGACAGUCUUAUUGUUCAUUCGGCCGGCGCUCGGUUCGGUUGAACGUGGAUCUUGUCUCACAUAUCCUACCCUAGCUACUUAUAUUGCAUAGUGGUGGGGUUUAGUCACAAUGCUAUUGCAGGAAUUGUGCGAGACGGUAUCGGUGUCGGGGGUUCUGUCAGCAGUGGGCAUUUUCACCGGAGGAUUGGUAUGUUCGUUUCCUAUCGUGUCUCACUCACUCCGCGUCUAGCCAUUGUGCCGAAUGCAGGGAGUACAUCCAUGGAAAUACUCGGAUGGAGCUAAUGCAUGUAACGUCAGACGCUGGUCUACGUGCUCUACAACUACCUAUUCCACCCCCUUCGACGGAUCCCGGGUCCCCUACUCGCGGGUCUAACGCCGUGGGUGCAGCUCUACCACGGACUGAAAGGGGACCGGCAUCUAUGGCUCUAUCGACUGCAUGAGACGUACGGAUCGCAUGUGCGCGUAGCGCCGAAUUUCGUCUCCGUGAAUACCGCCCAGGGACUGCAUGAUAUCUACGGACAUGGCAAGAAGCUGAAGAAGGCGGAUUUUUACAAUGCGUUUCCCGCCAUCAAGGGCGUGUAUAAUACGCACAAUGCGAUCGAUAAGACGAUGCAUGGGCGUAAGAGGAGAGUCCUCAGUCAGGCGUUCUCGGACCAUGCGUUGAAGAGCAUGGAGGAUGUGAUGCUCUUGCAUGUGCGGCAGCUUUGCUCGGCGUUGGGUGCGGGGAGCGAGAAGACGGGCGCCGAGAAAGGCGGAGCUGUGUUCAACAUGAGUAACUGGUUCAGUUACCUGACUUAUGAUGUUAUGGGAGAGUUGUGUUUCGGCAAGAGCUUCGAUAUGUUGCUGUCGAGUAGCAAGCACAAAUUGAUCGAAUUGGUUGAUCGUGCGGCGAAUCGACACUAUGUGUGUGGACUGUGGAUGCCCUUGGAUAGCUGGCACCUCGACCAGAUCGUGAUCCACCGACUCACCAACGAUCGAUGGAACUUCAUCAUGAACUCGCGCGUGGAAGCCAACGAGCGCGCCAAGGAACGCACACAGGCCGGCCACGACUCCAAGAAGGACUUCUUCUACUACCUGCUUAACGCCAAGGACCCCGAGACCGGCAAGGGCCUGACGACGCCCGAGCUCUGGGGCGAGGCCAACGUGCUCAUGAUCGCCGGCAGCGAUACAACCUCGACCACGCUGGCCGCCGCUAUCUUCUACCUCGUCCGGAACCCGCGCGCCAUGGCGCUCCUGAAGAAGGAGGUCCGCGAGGCCUUCACGUCCGUUGAGGAGAUCGUCACGGGCGCUCGGCUCAACGAGCUCGUGUACCUGAAAGCCUGCCUGGACGAGGCCCUGCGACUAGCGCCCGCAGUGCCGGGCGCCAUCCCGCGCGAGGUCAUGGACGGCGGCGCCACGGUGGAUGGGGUCUACCUACCCGCCGGCACGGACUGUGGAACCCCGACGUACGCCAUCCACCGCCAGGCGGAGUACUACCGCGAGCCGCAGAUGUAUCUGCCCGAGCGGUGGAUCGAGGGGGCGACCUGCCAGGCUCAGGUUUCGGGCAAGCAGACUAGUUGGACGGUCAGCAAGGAGGAGGUCGAAACGGCGCGCAGGGCGUUCUGUCCGUUUAGCAUCGGACCGCGUGGAUGUAUUGGCAAGGGGAUGGCAUUCAUGGAGAUGCGAUUGACGAUUGCGCGGAUGAUGUUCCUGUUUGAUAUUGAAUAUGCCGAUCGCACGGGUGAAGACGAGAGUGGCCAUUUGGCGUUGGUGGAUCAUUUCACAAGUGCCAAGAGAGGGCCUAACGUGGUGGUCAAACGGGCUGUAGCAUAGUGAACAGGUCAUAUGGUGGAUAGCUGGACAUAGUGAAAGGGUGGAGGAUAUAUUCACAAUUAGUAGUAUACAGGCACAAUGAACAAACUUUUC
Molecule: messenger RNA, 2360 nt
Organism: Aspergillus melleus
Lineage: Eukaryota; Fungi; Ascomycota; Eurotiomycetes; Eurotiales; Aspergillaceae
Product: cytochrome P450
Exons: 2
Coding region: 1065-2267 (400 amino acids)
Molecular function (GO): iron ion binding; monooxygenase activity; heme binding
Source: RefSeq, a predicted model, not a curated record